AUGGCCCCGAACGAAAGCAACAAGCGUCUGGCUUUGGCCAUCAUUGACUUCCUCGGCGGCAGCCUGAAGGACGGCACCCUCACCGCCGACGAUGCCGAAUCGAUCGAGAUCGCCCAGUCGUGUAUCGCCGAUACCUUCAAGGUUGAUCCUACUGACCAAGCUGCCAUGAAGGAAGCUGUUGGUGGGCAAUCUCUGGCCAACAUCUACAGCGUCUACGAGAAGCUGCGCAACAAGUCUUCGCCCCAGACCGAUGCUGGCGCUCAGAAAUCGCAAACCGAGCAGCCCAAGCCUGGCGCGCCUACCGCCGAGUCCGAUAAGUUGAAGUCCGAGGGUAAUGCUCUCAUGGCCAAGAAGGAUUACCCCGCUGCAAUUGAGAAGUACACCCAGGCUCUGGAGAUCGCCCCCGCCAACCCUAUCUACCUCUCCAACCGUGCUGCCGCUUAUUCCGCAUCCGGAAAGGCUGACAAGGCCGCCGAGGACGCCGAGGUUGCCGUCGCGGCGGAUCCUAAGUACUCCAAGGCCUGGAGCCGUCUGGGUCUCGCCCGGUUCGAGCUUGGUGACUACCACGCUUCCAAAGAAGCUUACGAGAAGGGCAUUGAGGCUGAGGGCAACGGUGGCAGCGAUGCCAUGCGUCGCGGCCUUGAGACUGCGACACGAAAGAUCGAAGAGGCCGGCGGCAAUAACGAGCCGCCCUCCGAGGAAUUGGACAAUGCUCCCGGCGCAUCCCGUGGAGCCGGCGGUAUGCCGGAUCUGUCGUCGCUGGCUGGUUUGAUGGGUGGUAUGGGUGGCGGUGGCGGUGGCAUGCCCGACCUGGGUUCUAUGAUGAACAACCCUAUGUUCGCUAGCAUGGCUCAGAACCUCAUGAGCAACCCCGAUAUGCUGAACAACAUUAUGAGCAACCCUCGCAUGCGCCAGAUGGCCGAGAGCUUUGGCCAGGGUGGUGGCAUGCCUGACAUGUCCAGCCUGAUGAGCGACCCUAGCAUUGCCGAGAUGGCUCGCAAUAUGAUGGGUGGUGGUGGCGGUGCCGGACGGGGCGGCCAGUAA
This is a messenger RNA of Penicillium cinerascens, 1044 nucleotides long. RefSeq lists its product as uncharacterized. Gene Ontology annotation, cellular component: membrane; TRC complex. Gene Ontology annotation, molecular function: protein binding; molecular adaptor activity. Gene Ontology annotation, biological process: post-translational protein targeting to endoplasmic reticulum membrane. The record is from RefSeq and is a predicted model, not a curated record. Lineage: Eukaryota; Fungi; Ascomycota; Eurotiomycetes; Eurotiales; Aspergillaceae. The coding region runs from base 1 to 1044 and encodes 347 amino acids. The transcript has 3 exons.